Messenger RNA from Phlebotomus papatasi, 3075 nucleotides. RefSeq names its product fibroblast growth factor receptor homolog 1. Lineage: Eukaryota; Metazoa; Arthropoda; Insecta; Diptera; Psychodidae. The transcript has 11 exons. Bases 660 to 2609 code for a protein of 649 amino acids. Gene Ontology annotation, molecular function: ATP binding; transmembrane receptor protein tyrosine kinase activity. Gene Ontology annotation, biological process: protein phosphorylation; cell surface receptor protein tyrosine kinase signaling pathway; multicellular organism development. Gene Ontology annotation, cellular component: signaling receptor complex. The record is from RefSeq and is a predicted model, not a curated record.
CAUCCACAAGGAUGAUGCUGUCGAUUCUCGAUGUAAUUUCGUGAACAGAAUACGUAAAUUGAAAGUGAAAGUGCAUAUUUGUGCAGCCAAAAAAAAACUGUGCUAAGUUUAAUCUAAAAAGCUACUAUUUUAAUCAAAAUCAUGUUUAGUGCAAGUGAUUGGAGCUCAUCUUUACUCGAUUUCAAAAAAAGCUCGAUUGGGUGACUUACUAUCGAUGCUAUCUAACUAAACAUUAUGAAUUGUUUUUCCAACAAUUUACCAACUGAGGUUUAUAGAAGUUUGAGAAUAGAGUGAUGAGCAAAACUCAUCAUGUGAACUCUUGGCAAUCAAUUGCACUAAGAUUUGGAUUAGAUGUAUAAUCACAUGUGGAUUAUUUUGCACACAAUUGUGGUGGGAUUUGUGAUGAGCAGUGUUCAGCAUGUCGUGACUCAGAAUGCGCAAAAGUCAUCAUCAACCUGGCCAACAACACCUAUCACCGCAAUCACAGAUCUACAUGUUGAAGCCAUCUCAGUUCAUGGUCACUCCAUUCAAUUGUUGGUCAAAUGGAAUGGAACAUAUGCAGAUGGUGAGUAUAGUUCAUGUUUUAACUUUUAGAAGCUCAAAAGCACUGGGAAAUGAUGAAAAGCUAUUGUAUAUGAUAUAGCAAAUACUCCCACAGUAUGGAUAAUUAUUUGAGGCAUAUAUCAAUAUUUAUUUAUCAUUUUUUUUCUUCUCUUUUUCCCUUCACACUCUGGCCAAAUAUUGUAGAUUGUGUUGAUGAUAUUUGCUCUUGUCCCUACGCCAGUCAACUACCAAAUGUGACUAUAAAAGGGCGCUAUAGCACAUUAACACGAACCAUUGAUAUCGAUUGGAACAUUACAUCGAUAUACCAUCUUCCCACGGAUGUUUCUGCGGAUCAUAUUGUCAUAAGCCUCUACAAUGUCCGAAAUCAAACAAUUCCAAUGCGUGAAUUAAAUCUCUUUGAACCCUUGGAGGUGCCACUCCCAAAAGACAAGAAUCAUGGAGAAAGAAUUUUUGGAGUGGCAAAUUAUAAAUUGCCUCCAAAUUCCACAGAAGGAGGACGAAAGUACAAAUUGGAGGCUCAUGUGAGGGACAAUAGAAAUUGCAGGAGUAGCGAUAGUGUGUCCUUUGUGGAAAUUCCAAGGAAAAUGCAGUCCCAAAAGGAGGACAAUAACUUUGUGAUUGAAAGGGAAAAGAUGUGGACGCUUCUGGCAAUGAUACCAAUAGCUAUAGUUAUUUUUCUGGCUAUUUAUUGUAUAAGAUACCAGAGAAAAUUGAAGAGAAUCAAACGCCUGCACAACUGGCAAGGAAUUUAUAGAACAGCACCAUUCACAGCUAAUGGAGGACUCAAUCACGUUUCGAUGCAGGAAAACGUCUUAUACAUCGAUACAGAUAUUCUGGAAGCUCGAGCGCGAGGGGAGGCAGAUUCACUGGAAAUUCCACAUUCAAGUCUCAGAAUUGGACGUGAAAUAGGAAAGGGUGCCUUUGGACGUGUUUUCAUUGCUCAAGCUGAAAAUAUUGGCAGCAAAGGUGGUGCUCGUAUUGUGGCUGUGAAGCAACUCAAGAAAAAACCGACAGCUGAUGAACUUGAGGAGUUCCUCAGUGAAAUAGCGACAAUGAAGAAAGUGGGUCGACAUCCCAAUGUUGUUUCUCUUCUGGGCUGCUGUACAAUCCGACAGCCACUGUAUAUGGUGAUGGAAUAUGUUGGCUGUGGGGAUUUGCUUCAGUAUUUGCGUCAGGUACGUGCUAAGCACGAAUCACGAUCAACAGCUGUUUGUCCCACCCUGACAACUAAAUCACCCUCUGGAGCAUUUGGAAAGUUUCUCAACUUCCCACCAUCCACCCCAAAUGGCCUCCCAAUGGGUGUUGCACUCAAGUAUCCCGAUUUGGCUCAACAGUCAAGUUCCAACUCGGAUGCGUCAUACAUAACCCAACCAGAUAGCAUCCCAUCAGGAAUGAUGAUGAGACCUUCAGUUACUGAAACUCUUUACACAACUGUGAGUAAUAAUGCUGAUCUGUCGGCCUCUAGUGCUGGAUCCUUGGAAUACGUCCUAGACCACAAGGAACUGCACAAGUUUGCCAUUCAGAUAGCCCAUGGAAUGAGUCACCUGGAAGAACGAAAGAUCACCCACCGAGAUUUGGCAGCCCGGAAUGUCCUCAUUGACGAACAGAAAACACUGAAAAUCUCAGAUUUUGGCCUCUCGCGGACGGGAAUCUACGUGAAUACGCGAAAUAAACGAGUCCCCCUGAGAUGGCUCUCUAUUGAGGCUGUCCGGGACAAUCUGUACAGCAGCAAGAGUGACGUUUGGGCCUUUGGCAUUGUGCUGUGGGAGAUUGGGACACUAGGAGGUUUUCCCUAUCCAACCAUUGGGAAUCACGAAUUACUGUCCUACCUGAUGUCCGGACGCAGACUCCAGCGUCCGGACAAUUGCACUGAAGAACUCUACCAGACAAUGCUUCAGUGCUGGCAAGAACAUCCCGAAGAUAGACCAUCAUUUGCCGAACUUGUGGCUAAAUUGGAGCCUCCACAGCAGAAAAUUUACAUUGACUUCAAUGACCUGGGGCCAGAUUACGUUUUCCCUCCAAUCAGUGAGGAAGUGAAAAAUUAGGAGCAAAUAACUUGAGUACAUUCCAUCGAAUUCUCUAUAGCGUAUACAUGUUUUUAAUUAAAUGGAAAAAGUUCUUGCAAAAUCCCUCCACAAAUAUUCAAUCCGUCAGAAACAUUAACCACUUAAUACAAUUAACGCUGGAAAGCCAUCAUCCUUGAUCCAGGACAAUUUUGUUUACUGGACCAAAAAAAAACAUUUUCCCUUUAGAACUGUAUGAAAAAACAAAGUUUGUAUAUAGCUGUUUCCCCGCUCCCCCGCCAUCAAUGAAAUGCAAUUAAGGAAUACUUUUUCAACAAAGAGUAAAACUUUUUGAUACUGUUUUGACACAUUCCUUCCCUUUCAGAAGAUGGACAUUUUUUUAUCAUCUCAUAAAAUACUUUUAUUAACUUUUGUUCAAUUUAAUAUUUUUCCACAAAUUAAAUUCCAUAAAACAGGGACAGUUAAUAAAACUUCAUAGAAAAAAAAA